Molecule: messenger RNA, 7803 nt
Organism: Lampris incognitus (smalleye Pacific opah)
Lineage: Eukaryota; Metazoa; Chordata; Actinopteri; Lampriformes; Lampridae
Gene: ephb4a
Product: eph receptor B4a
Exons: 18
Coding region: 721-3678 (985 amino acids)
Biological process (GO): central nervous system projection neuron axonogenesis; axon guidance; cell surface receptor protein tyrosine kinase signaling pathway
Cellular component (GO): plasma membrane; neuron projection
Molecular function (GO): ATP binding; transmembrane-ephrin receptor activity; protein binding
Source: RefSeq, a predicted model, not a curated record
GGAGGUCGUCAGCAGACGGUCGGCCGAUGCAUAUCCUGCCAAGUAGAUCUCUUCCAUUACUUUUGAUGCCCUCUGUGCGUACGUAUAGAUAGCCCAGUGGUCUCCCGAGUGCGAUCCGCGGUGUCAUUUUUUUGUUCUCUCGUUUCAUUCUGCGUUUUUACCAAAAGUGGGCCAGAUUUGACCGGUGUGUCGGAUCUAUUGAAGUGCUCUGCUUGCGGAUGUGGCUUGCUUGGGUUCAUCGACCCGAUGAGAAUUUUGGGGGAAAUCGACUGGAAACACGGACAAAGGAGUCAUCGAUGACCUGCAUACGAGGAGUUUCGUCUGUGUAUAGGAUGUAACCCUUCGAUUUUGGGGAAAAAAGGCCAUUUUCCCUCUUCUAACCUACUCAAGACAAAGUUGGACAUUCUUAGAAGUUUUUUUCUCCCCCCCCCCCCCGCUGCCUUAACCAUUACCAAUAGCCACCAUAUGUUAAGUCAGUUGGACUAUGAAUUCGUGACUGUGUUUUUUUUCAACCGGGUGAACUUUUACAGGCAUUCACGUCGACUUUCUACCAUAAUCUACCGAUCACGUUUGUGUUAAGAUUUCCAAGCAGGCUGCAUCUUACAUGUGGGCAAGGCUACGGUCAGUGGGUGCACGGCCCAGCAGUCCACACGACUUGCUUUUGCGUCUCGUCCAUAGAGUGGAUUUUCUUCGCCUUUUCGCCUUAUUCUGUGUGGCAUUAUGGAGCUGACAUGCAAGACUGUCUUCCCAGUGUGGUUUAUCCUCCUGAAGUGUGUUCUUCUGGCCUCUGCAGAGGAAGAGGUUUUGAUGAACACGAAGACGGAGACCUCGGAUCUGAAAUGGACUAUUUACUCCAAUACCAAGCCUGAGUGGGAGGAAAUGAGUGGUCUGGAUGAGGAGAAGAACAGUGUGAGGAUAUAUCAGAUCUGCCAGACAGAAAGCUCAUCCAGCCAUUGGCUGCGCAGUGGGCUGAUUCUGCGGCGUGGAGCCUCUCAGGUGUAUGUGGAGCUGCGCUUCACCAUGAUGGAGUGCUCUUCGAGGACCACCCACCACCGAAGCUGUAAGGAGACCUUUAACCUCUACUACUACCAGGCAGACACAAAUGAGGCCACAGCCACUCACCCACCCUGGAUGGAGAACCCAUACACCAAGGUGGACACAGUGGCUGCAGACUUCCUAUUGAGGAAGGGCGGGGAGCAGAAGUUCAAUGUGAAGACAUUGCGACUCGGCCCUCUGUCUAAGCGAGGCUUCUAUUUGGCCUUUCAGGCUCAGGGAGCAUGCAUGGCCUUGCUGUCAGUCAGGGUCUUUUUCAAGAAGUGUCCUGCUCUGGUCAGUGCCCUCUCCUCCUUCUCUGAGACCAUACCCCGCACCUUGGUGCAAGAGGCACAAGGGGUGUGUGUGGAGAAUGCAGCCCAACAGGGUCCCCGACCACGCCCCCCUAAGCUCUUCUGUGGGGAAGAUGGCCAGUGGGUGGGCCAGCCUACAACAUCAUGUGCUUGCUUGCCAGGAUUUGAGCCUGCUGAAGGACACACUCGGUGUACAGCCUGUCCGGUGGGUCAGUUCAAGUCAGCUACAGAGGACCAAUGCACAGGCUGUCCAGGAUUCAGCCAUGCCCUGGUCACAGGGUCACCUGUGUGUGUGUGCCGCCCAGGAUAUCUGCGCGCACAGUCUGACCCCCCUGACUCCCCCUGCACCAGACCUCCUUCAGCACCACGCAGCAUUGUCACCAAAAUCAACGACACCACCCUCUCACUGGAGUGGAAUGAGCCCCUGGACAGUGGUGGCAGGACAGACCUGAGCUACGCCAUCAGAUGCUCCCUCUGUGGCCCGCCCAGGGGCCCCUGCAUGCCCUGCGGAGACAGUGUCAGCUACCGUCCCGCGCAGUACGGUUUGCUGGGUCGCAGGGUGGAGGUCUGGGGCCUCAUGCCCCACACCACUUACACCUUCUCCAUUCAAGCCCUCAACGGGGUAUCUCAGCUCAGCGACAAGAGCCCUGCCAGCGAGAGUGUUAACAUCACAACAAACCAUGACGUGCCGGUGCUGGUAUCUGUGAUUCGGAAGAGCGUGUCGACAGAGAGCAGUCUGACUCUCCACUGGUCAGUUCCAGCCCAGCCUUACUACACCAUCCUGGAGUACCAGCUACGCUACUGUGAGAAGGAGCGGCGUGGCGAGGAUCAGUGUCAUUUCAGAGAGAGUGACAGUAACCACGUGGUACUGAGCGACCUUCGCAGGGCCACCCAGUAUGAGGUCCAGGUCCGAGCACGCACAAUGGCUGGCUACGGCAGCUUCAGUCCAACAGCCAUUUUCCGCACCCUGCCUGAUGGGCAUGACUCUCCCUCCCAGCUCUUGGUCACUGGUGUCCUUAUCGCUGUGGGAAUGUUGCUGCUCAUCACUCUCAUCUGUGUGGCUGUCUUCUGCAUACGCCGACAUGGCAGAAUAAAGGAUCCAGAGCUGAGUGACAAAAACAGCCAGCACCUCGUUGGACAAGGGGUCAAGAUUUAUAUCGACCCUUUCACCUAUGAAGAUCCCAAUGAGGCAGUUCGAGAGUUUGCCAAGGAAAUUGAUGUUUCAUUUGUCAAGAUUGAGGAGGUUAUCGGUGCCGGGGAGUUCGGGGAGGUUUGCCGCGGAAGACUGAAGAUUCCAGGGAAGAAAGAAAACUACGUGGCCAUAAAGACACUAAAGGGUGGUUACACUGAUAAGCAGAGGCGGGACUUCCUGUCUGAGGCAUCCAUCAUGGGCCAGUUUCAGCAUCCUAACAUCAUUCACUUGGAGGGCAUCAUCACAGCCAGCUGUCCGGUCAUGAUCCUCACUGAGUUUAUGGAGAAUGGAGCUUUGGACUCUUUUCUGAGGCUGAAUGAUAGCCAGUUCACUCCUAUCCAGCUGGUGGGCAUGCUACGUGGCAUCGCCUCCGGCAUGAAGUAUCUGUCGGAUAUGAGCUAUGUCCACCGAGACCUCGCUGCCCGCAACAUCCUGAUCAACAGCAAUCUGGUGUGCAAGGUUUCUGAUUUUGGCCUUUCACGCUUCCUGCAGGAGAACUCCUCUGACCCGACUUACACCAGUUCUCUGGGAGGUAAGAUUCCUAUUCGCUGGACGGCACCUGAGGCCAUAGCCUUCAGAAAGUUCACAUCAGCCUCAGAUGUAUGGAGCUACGGCAUUGUCAUGUGGGAGGUGAUGUCCUUUGGAGAGAGGCCAUACUGGGACAUGAGCAACCAAGAUGUAAUCAAUGCCAUUGAGCAAGACUACCGGCUACCCCCUCCCCCUGACUGCCCCACCCACCUCCACCAACUAAUGCUGGACUGUUGGCAGAAGGAGCGUACGGCACGUCCACGCUUUGCUGACAUCGUCAGUGCCCUGGACAAGCUGAUCCGCAACCCCGCGUCACUGAAGAUAUUGGCCCAAGAAGGUGCAGGGCCAUCUUACCCCCUGCUGGACCAACGCGUGCCCCCGGCCCUCUCAACAUGUGCCUCAGUGGGAGAUUGGCUCAGGGCCAUCAAGAUGGAGCGUUACGAAGAUAGCUUCCUUCAGGCCGGCUUCACAUCAGUAGAUCAGCUGGCGCAGAUCACCACAGAGGAGCUGCUGCAUAUGGGAGUGACUUUGGCUGGACAUCAGAGGAAGAUUCUCUCCAGCAUUCAGACUGUGACCAUAAGGAGCAAGAGCGCAGCAUCCAUGCCAUUCUAAUCACAGCAUAGGUCGCCUGGCCCCAAACCCUAAUACAAACACCAGCACACAAGUGUAGCCACGGUGUGAGAGCACUGCCUACACACAGAACUGCGCAGUACUUUUCGGGGCACCAGUGAUUAACACGAAAUAUGGACUUCAUCAAAGGGUUUUGGCACCGUUUCUGAAUGCCACUGAAUAAAACAUUUCACGAGAGACAACCUUCCCAGCAGCAUGAGAGAGCUGUCCAAAGACAAGCCCAAACCACCCACACUAGCCCCUAAAGCCCUGAAGCCGCGGACUAUGGGUUGAAGUUGGUGUUGUACAUUUUGCCUCUGCGUCGUUAUUACAGUAGUGGCCAUUUCACCCUCUGCUAGUUGCCUGCUUCACUGUUGUCAUGUUUAACUGUGGCCAAGACCCAAUAAAACUGCUCAAGCCAGAGGAAAGACAGAUCAAUGCCAAUACCAUUCCCCGGGUUACGGCUUUUUUAAUAUUGUGUCCUGAUGAAAAUUUAAGACUAUUCAUUGGCCAUGAUUGCUGCCACAGUGAGAUGAGGCUGUCAUCUCUCACCAAAUGAGACAAUUAGGAUUACUGGUUUCAUAGUAAUGCGUAAUGAUGAAGUCUAUGGAUUUUCAUCGACGGGCAACGUCUUCACCUUAGGUGUCUUGAAUUGAUCCAUUCAUAUAUCAUGAUAUGGCCACUGUUCUUAGAAAACUAAAUAGAGGUUUUAUCGGAUUUUCUCUGUUUUCAUUGGGUUUAAAAAUGACACUUCUUUACUCAGGUGUGAUGUGUAAUACAGACUUUGGAGAGCCAUUUUAGUCUGUCUCCUCUGAUCUGCGUGACUCUCCUUUCUCCAUUUCAGCCAUGUGUCAAAAGAGAGAGAAGCCGAGACAUAUGAGCACUUUUGUAGUUUUCAGCGAGAAUGGGAAUUGCGGUCUAAAGGCACUUCCUGUGUUUCUCUCGGGGUUUGGUCGGUCUUUUCUGAUGCCUGUGAUUGUGUUUGGCAGCUCAUUUUCAAAACACUGAAACUGAACAAGAACCAAGUGGACACUGAGACCAGAGAGCACUGUUGAAUUAGAUUUCUUCGGAGACUUUGGCCAAGGAAUCUAUCCAGCCAGAUAUUUUGUUCAACUUUUAAGUGGUCUGUUUUUGAAAUCUCUAAACGUUUUCAUCUUUGAGUGCCAUUCAUCCAUAUCUAUGGACUGAAAGUGUCUGUUUUAUUAAUCAAAAAUGUCCAUGAGUGAUCUGCUUUAAAGUGUAACUUAAAUGGAUACCUUGACAUUUUGAGAUUUUGCUUCGGUUUGAGCUUUUCUUGUGUGUCACUGGUCACAUUAGUGGCAGCCAUUUUCUACAUAUGUCCUUAAAGCUGCAUGAGGGAACGUUUUUAUGGUAAAAUAUUGCCUUUUAAUUGCUAUUAGUUUCCAAAAUACUACCCCCCCCCCCAGUUCCAAGGAAAAUUAAGAAAAGAGUUGUCAGAUGGAUUUGCUGAUUUGCCCAUUUUUGGGGGGGCUUUUUCUCUCCCGUUGUAUCCGGCCAAUUACCUCAUUCUUCCGAACCGCCCCGGUCACUGCUCCAGCCCCUCUGCCAAUCUGGGGAGGGCUGCAGACUACCACAUUCUUCCUCCGAUACAUGUGGAGUUGCAAGCCGCUUCUUUUCACUUGACAGUGGGGAGUUUCGCCAGGGGGACAUAGCGCGCGGGAGGAUCACACUAUUCCCCCCAUUUCCCCCUCCCCCCCGACAGGCGCCCCAACCGACCAGAGGAGGCGCUAGUGCAGUGACCAGGACACAUCCACAUCUGGCUUCCUGCCCGCAGACACAGCCAGUUGUGUCUGUAGGGAUGCCCGACCAAGCCGGAGGUAACACGGGGAUUUGAACCACUGAUCCCCGUGUUGGUAGGCAAUGGAAUAGACCGCUACGCCACCCGGACGCCCCUGAUUUACCCAUUUGUCAACUGCCAUAUUUUUCCAUGAAAUUUUGACUGCUGCACAGGAAGUGACGUUGUUUUGCGUAAUUAUAGACUAGCAUUUAUAUGAUGUGUAUGUUAUAUUUACGCUAUUUAAAUUUAAAUCGGUUACUUUGCUUUUGCUGGUUGUACACAAAUCACAACAUGUAAGACGUCAGUGUUAGAAGCCAUGAUAUACGAUUGUCUUCCUGCGUCGUUCAAGCAACAUGAAACUGAAUUCAACUAAAACAGCGUGGGGCUUUGUCCACCGCCAUUGGGCGGAAAUUCCCUUAUGCGGCUUUAAGUAUCACUGAAAUGAUUAGUGGACUUUGUAAGCAUUCAUCAUUGAAACCACUGAAUAAUGGUAGCUAUGAGCUAAAAAAAACAAUGUCUGUAACUAGCAGCAUCCGUUAGAUUCAAUGUGGAAUUCGAACAAUGUGAAAGGCCAGAAGACAGCGGCUCCAUUUGACAUGGGUCAAGGAGGGUCCUCCUGUUCAUUUCUAUUUAACGCACGCACACACACACACAGACACACAAGCCCGCAGCGUCUUGACUAGAGUAGUGAGCACUUCUACUCACCAGCCGAGACACUCAUACAGACUUGAAUUUUCUUUGAGUAAAAGGUGUCAGAGAAGUGCUAAAAACAACUAUUUUUAUAUUUUGGGCACCUCAGCUGGCGCCUCCCAUUUGUGCUGCAGACGGCACAUGAUGCGACUCAUUUGACUCAUGCCGCCUCUGUAACGGUAUGUGUUUGCCUCGGAAGCAGCUUCUUUAUUCACGUUGUGGAAUCCGAAUCGUGUUUAUUGGCCGUGUAGGUUUGCGCCUCCGUGGAAUUUGACUCCGGUUUCGUGGCUCUCUCGUUGUACUUAACAUAGAAUGACAACAUGACAACACAGCAAUCUUCAGAUAUGUACACAAGGACUGGCUUACACAGGCAAGAGUAGCGACAGAUUACUCUUCCUUUCACGAAUUCUCCCCAGCUGUAAAUGUCUGGGAGUGAGAGUUUGAGAGAAAUAUCACAUUAUAACUCAAAAUGUCAAGGUACUCCUGACAGAUGCCGUCUGUUUUGCAUUUCUGUAAUGUCUUAAAUACUGUAGAUGCAACUUCAUACUACAGAAUGUUCCUUUGCAUCUUUUUUUUUCUGUAACUUGAGAUAUUUAGUACGCAUAUUGUACUGAUUCAUCACUGUCGUACUGCAGUAUAUCUUAAAAUGUACCUUUAACCUGGUGAAACUCACUUAAAAUAGCACAUUUAAUGUCAAUUCCUUCCGGGGUAUCUCUUAAAAAAGCCUUACACUAUUGCAAAGUGGAAAAGCUUCAGUGGGAAAAUUCAUUUUUCUUCCUUAGUCGGUGGAUUGUAUGACAUUGUAUGGUCUGUCAGAGCAACUGUUAGGAACAAGUUGCAAUCCUGAUAACUGGUUUUAACUUACUGACACCUGUGGUGAUCUGAGAUAAAUGCGGUGGUGGUUCAAGCACAGCCGCCAUUGCCAGUGGAUUGGUUAUUGUCUUGAAUACGCCAGCAAUAGAAAGAAUUUAAAAAGACUAUUUGUUUGCAUGUAAAUUUUCAGGAUUGUACCUUGAAAUGACAACUCUCUUAGCAAAGCUUUUCAGUUAAAUAUGAUAUUUUGAGGUUUCAAGGGACAUUUUCAGUUUCACUGAAAACCUAUGGCAAUGGUGAAUCAGGACAAACGGCUCCAAGAUAUUUCAAAGAUAAUUGGAAUGAAUGUGAGGUCCCUUAAAAGACUAGUGAAAUGUGGUCUUCAUAUUGAAGAUCUCUAUAUAAGGGCGUAGGUUUAGGUUAAACAUGCGGGAUGGGGUCGGGGUCUACACCCUGACAAACCAGUGUAUUUUCAAAGGGGGAGUGACAGUUUUUAACUGUUUUUUUUAAUUAAUCCAGGAGGAUGAUGAUCAGAAAUCCCAUUACCUUUUCAUGUUAUAUACCAACAAGUUACUUCUCUUUGUAUCAUUAUGUUUUAUUCGAGGGGCAGAAUUGUCGAGUUCUGAUUACUGAAGUGAUUUAUAACGACCCCCUCCACACCCCCAAAAUCUGAAAUCUGGUAGAAAUGGUGGAGGCGGUGGGGGGGGGGGGUGUCCCUAUCGCUAUGUACCUUGUUUGAUAGGUAAAGUAUGUUUUGGUUACUGCUCCGUGUGGAUAAUAAGAUAAUGUGUAUUCAGUAUUCAUAAUAAAGAUUCUCACCACUGUUU